AUGGGUAUAAUGAUGAUGAUGUUUGGUCUUGUUCUGAUCAUUGUCUGCAUCUGUUCUGCUCUUCUCCGAUGGAACCAGAUGCGAUACUCUAAGAAAGGUCUCCCUCCUGGAACCAUGGGCUGGCCAAUUUUUGGUGAAACCACCGAAUUUCUCAAACAAGGACCAGAUUUCAUGAAAAACCAAAGACUCAGAUACGGGAGUUUCUUCAAAUCUCACAUUCUUGGUUGCCCAACAAUAGUCUCAAUGGACGCAGAGCUGAACAGAUACAUUCUAAUGAACGAAUCGAAAGGACUAGUGGCUGGUUACCCACAAUCGAUGCUUGAUAUUCUCGGUACAUGCAACAUAGCUGCGGUUCAUGGACCGAGCCACCGACUCAUGAGAGGGUCAUUGCUUUCUUUAAUAAGCCCGGCCAUGAUGAAAGACCAUCUCUUGCCUACCAUUGAUCAUUUCAUGAGAAGCUAUCUUUGUGGUUGGGAUGACCUCGAGUCCGUUGAUAUCCAGGAAAAGACCAAACAUAUGGCAUUUUUAUCAUCGUUGUUACAAAUUGCUGAGACAUUGACAAAAUCAGAGGUCGAAGAAUAUAGAACAGAGUUCUUCAAGCUUGUUGUUGGAACACUUUCGGUCCCAAUCGAUCUCCCGGGAACAAACUACCGCUGCGGAAUCCAAGCAAGAAACAACAUCGAUAGGUUGUUGACAGAGCUGAUGCAAGAACGAAGAGAGUCGGGCAAAACUUUCACAGACAUGUUGGGUUACUUGAUGAAGAAGGAAGAUAACCGAUACUUAUUAACCGAUAAGGAGAUAAGGGAUCAAGUCGUGACGAUAUUGUAUUCGGGUUACGAGACUGUCUCUACAACCUCUAUGAUGGCUCUUAAGUAUCUCCAUGAUCACCCUAAAGCUCUUGAAGAACUCAGAAGAGAACAUUUGGCUAUAAGAGAGAGAAAACGACCUGACGAACCACUCAAUCUUGACGAUAUUAAAUCGAUGAAAUUCACUCGAGCCGUCAUCUUCGAGACAUCAAGGUUGGCAACGAUUGUUAAUGGUGUUUUGAGGAAAACUACUCACGACUUGGAACUCAACGGGUAUUUAAUACCAAAAGGCUGGAGAAUUUACGUAUACACAAGAGAAAUUAACUAUGAUACAUCUUUGUAUGAAGAUCCAAUGAUCUUUAACCCAUGGAGAUGGAUGGAGAAGAGCUUGGAAUCAAAGAGCUAUUUCUUACUCUUUGGAGGUGGAGCAAGGCUUUGCCCUGGCAAGGAACUAGGAAUCUCUGAAGUCUCGAGCUUUCUUCACUACUUUGUUACAAGAUACAGAUGGGAGGAGAAAGGAGGAGAAAAAUUAAUGGUGUUUCCAAGAGUUUCUGCACCAAAUGGAUACCAUCUUAGGGUUUCACCUUACUGA
This is a messenger RNA of Arabis nemorensis, 1398 nucleotides long. The record is from the annotation of a GenBank genome assembly. NCBI's taxonomy places the organism in Eukaryota, Viridiplantae, Streptophyta, Magnoliopsida, Brassicales, Brassicaceae.